This is a messenger RNA of Ricinus communis (castor bean), 803 nucleotides long. RefSeq names its product brassinosteroid-responsive RING protein 1. Gene Ontology annotation, molecular function: ubiquitin protein ligase activity; zinc ion binding. The record is from RefSeq and is a predicted model, not a curated record. The transcript has a single exon. The coding region runs from base 137 to 652 and encodes 171 amino acids. Lineage: Eukaryota; Viridiplantae; Streptophyta; Magnoliopsida; Malpighiales; Euphorbiaceae. Gene Ontology annotation, biological process: protein ubiquitination.
ACAGAAGCUUCCUCUCCUUCUCAAAAUUCUCUAUAAAAACCUUAAAGCCGCCUUUAUCUCUCUAUAAUUUCUCAAAGCAGCGGAAAAAAUAAGAAACAGAAAAAGAAAAAGAACUCACUUCCUCUCUCUUACAAGAAUGGGGUUUCCAGUUGGGUAUACAGAAGUUUUCUUGCCAAAACUGUUUGUUCAUACACUUUCUUUCCUGGGUUUUAUCAGAAACAUCAUUCUUUGUUUUUUUAACUUUCUGGGUCUUUCAGAUUUUCUUGAAACAGACAACAUCUGGCCUGAAAAUCCGACCCGGAAUUACACCCACCCCCCAGUUUCCGCCACCCUGAUCCGUGAAAUCCUGCCCGUUAUCAAAUACGAGGACCUGGUCGCCGGUGAUGCCGAGCUGCCGGAGAGUUGUGCUGUCUGCUUGUAUGAGUUUGAGAGAGAAGCUGAGAUCAGAUGGCUAAAGAAUUGUAAGCACAUUUUUCACAGAGCGUGUUUAGACCGUUGGAUGGAUCAUGAUAGGAACACGUGUCCUCUUUGUAGGACAUCGUUUGUUCCAGACGAGAUGCAAGAAGAGUUCAAUCAACGGUUAUUGGCUGCUGCUGCUGACAACGAUGGUGAUUUUUUUUAUAGCGAAUACAGUUCUGUUCCGGUUUUGUAAAGUGAAAAGAGAAAAAAAAAAAAAAAAGACGGCCCUUUUUGGUGCUGUUUGUAGUGAAAUGUAUAUACAAUGAAGUUUUGGCAAUUUAAUUGGCCAAAUGAAAACAAGAAAAUUGUUUUGAUACUCUUUCUUGUUUUUCUUUUUCCCAUCA